Fragaria vesca subsp. vesca is the source of this 3049-nucleotide messenger RNA. RefSeq lists its product as uncharacterized. The record is from RefSeq and is a predicted model, not a curated record. NCBI's taxonomy places the organism in Eukaryota, Viridiplantae, Streptophyta, Magnoliopsida, Rosales, Rosaceae. The transcript is spliced from 7 exons. Bases 101 to 2959 code for a protein of 952 amino acids.
UGCAUUUUCGAUUGGUGCCCGUUACAGGUGACGGUCAGUUCUUCUCCUUCCGUUGAGUUCAAAUUUGGUUUUCCUGUUUAGCUUUUGAAUCUAUAAAUCCAUGGCUGAUGAAUCUAGAAUUAUCUUGAAGGCCUUAGUGAACAAGGGGAACAACAGAAUCUUAUUUAUAAAGUCUGGUUGUGAUUUUGUUAAGACCCUUUUCAGUUUCUUGUCAAUCCCCAUAGGAACUAUUAUCAGGCUUGCCCAUAAUCACUCAGUGCCGGUGGGAAUAGGUUGCAUGAACAAUUUGUAUGCAAGUGUUGAGAGCAGUGAUGUGCAGCAUUUCCGUACUGAAGCUUGUAGGGACAUGCUGCUAUGCCCCCGCAGUCGAGCAGGAGCCACUUUGAAGAACCUCAAGCAUAACGUUGAGGACCAUGAGACCACACGGUACUUCAGGUGCCCUAAUGAGUCUUGCCAAAGCUCCUCAACCAAGUUGAUUAGCUAUUACAGCAGUGUUCGUUGUCGUUGUGGACAUCUAAUGGACAAAGAGAUCAACCUUUCAGUUAAAGUUGGUGAUAAGGUGUUUGUAAAAGGACUUUCCACACUUAUUAUCACUGAUGAUUUACAAGUCAUGGCCCAAGGAACUCCAGCAAUUUCUGUUUUCGUUGAGAAGCUUAGAAGCAUGGAUCCGAAUACUAUUAAGGAAGUGACUCUGAAUAUUGGAGUUAUUGAGGUUUUGAAUCUGCUCAUGUGCUCAUUUGUAUCUAAGACACCCUUGACUGAUAUAUUUCUGAAGCAUACAGUAGCAGAAGUGAAGAAUACUGGUAAUCUACCAAUACACACACACUCUUAUUCACAAAUGCCGCAAGACACAAUGAGUGAUGGUGCUACAAUGUCUGUGCAGCUUAUAGUUAGCAAGUCUAAGAAGGUGGUUUGUUAUGCAGAAGCAGGGGAAGAUUUUGUUAAUUUUCUUUUCAGCUUCCUAAUUCUUCCACUUGGUUUUAUUUUAAAACAAAUUCGUUUUGGUACUUUAAAAGGAUGUAUGGAUCACUUAUACAGAAGUGUCCAGAAUCUUGAUGAGAAAUUCUUGAGAUCUCAGUUCUGCAAUGAACUGCUGCUUAGUCCCAAGCUUCCUCCUCGGUUUUGCUACGAAAAUCACCCUUUAGGAAUUGGAGUGGCAUCAUUUCGUUUUGAGUCAGCUGAAAUUGUGGAUCCUAAAUCUCACUCGAACGAAAUGGUUUGUGAUCAAGGAUUCUUAAAAGGGCCAGCCAUGUUUUUGGUAACUGACAGUCUAGUUGUAACUCCAAUAUCUCCCAUCUUUGGGCUACCUAUUCUGAAUGAACUAAAUGUACCUAUCACUGAUAUUGAGGUGAAGUCAGUCAAUGUGGGUAAAGAGGAGGUUUACCAGGGUAGCAUAUUCUCAUCAGACCUUAAUCUCCUGAUUGUGAACAUAGAAAAGAAGUCAAAGCGACAAGUUUACUUGAAAUUUACAAUCUAUAUGGCUGAUACAUCCAACAGCAUUAGCUUGAAAGCCAUGGUGGACAAAGCUAGUAACCAAAUUAUCUUUGUGGAGUCUGAUAGUGAUUUCAUUGAUGUUAUCUUUAGUUUCUUAACAAUACCCAUGGGAAACCUUAUCAGGCUGGCCCCGAAUCAAUCAAUAUUGGGCAUUGGUUGCAUGAAUAAGUUGUAUUCAAGUGUUAAGAAUAUGGAUGUGAAGCAUUUACAAACUGAAGCCUGUAAAGACAUGUUGCUAUCUCCCCGGAGUGUGGCUGAGUCUCAAUGCAAGAACCUCAAAGUGAAGAUUGACAAGGAUGAGGCUACACAGUUCUUUAUGUGCUCACAUAACAGAGUUGAUUGCAAGUUAAGUUAUUGCAAAUUUGAUUCUUGUGCUAGUUGUGGAGGAAGCAUAAAUAAGGAGAAAAAUCUUCUAGUGACUGAUGGAGGUGUGUUUGUGAAAGGACUAUCCAGGCUCAUAAUUAGUGAUGAUUUAAAAGUGAUUCCACCAUUAACUGCAGCAGGCCUGCCUCUUUGUGCAAAGUUUGGAGUCAUGGAUGGGAAUGCUACUGAGGAGGUGACGAUCAAUGUGGGAGUUGAUGAGGUUCUGAAUUUGCUUAUGCGCUCAAUAGCAUCAAAGACACCUUUGACAGAAUCUCUGCUGAAGAGUAAACCAAGACUAAAAUUUUGCAAUAAAAAUCAAAGAAUACAUACCGAACCUCAAAUGGCAAAAGACAAUACACUUUCUGAAGGAACCAUUUCUAUCAGGCCUAUAGUGAGCAAAUCAAAGAAGAUGGUUUGUUACGCGGAAGCAGGGGAGGGUUUUGUUAAUUUGCUCUUAAGUUUCUUAAAUAUUCCGCUGGGGUUUAUUGUUAAACACAUGGGUAAUUGCUCAUCGCAAGGAUGCAUUGAUCAGUUGUACAAGAGUGUCCAGGAUCUUGAUGAUCAGUAUAUAUUGUCAAGCUACCACAAAGAAAUGCUACUCACUCCUAAACUUGUCCCUGGGUUUUGCUAUGAGAACCAUCUAUUAGGCACUGAGGAAGCCACAUAUUAUUAUGCUGGUUCAACAGGUUUUCUGUCUACUGAUAAGGCCCUUCUUGCUACUCGAACUGCCCAAGCUACUAAAUCUAUCAGGUCAUACUGCAGUCAAGAAAGUGCGCUCACUUCAAUAAGGCCAAUUGCUGUUAGGGAUCCCAAAGCCAACCAUCACGAACAUAAAAGUGCUCAAGCUCAAGGGUAUUUGAAAGGACCAGCAAUGUUCACAGUGACUGACGAUUUGGACAUAAGACCUGUAUCUCUAAUCCUUGGCCUGUCUCUUCUGAACAAAUUGGAGGUACCUUUGACUGACAUUGAAGUGCAAACAGUGCAGGUGCACAAAGAGGAGGCCUUGCAUCUUCUGGUAGCUUCUUUUCUUGGUGACUCUGCUCUAACUGAUACCUUCGUUAGGAAGCCAGAGCAAAACAAAAGGAUUAAGCAAGAACAGUGAUGCAGAUGGAAUUUAGGGAGCCAGAGGAAAAACAACAUAUAGCAAGUAUAACCUAGUCGGCUGCAUUUUGGUGUUAGAAUACUUCCAUGG